Molecule: messenger RNA, 711 nt
Organism: Fraxinus pennsylvanica
Lineage: Eukaryota; Viridiplantae; Streptophyta; Magnoliopsida; Lamiales; Oleaceae
Source: the annotation of a GenBank genome assembly
AUGGCUGCUCUUUCUUCCUCAUCUUUGUAUCAUAAAUUCCAUUCCUCUACUCUUGCUUACUAUUCGAAUUCGAAUUCGAAUUCGAAUUCGAAUUAUGAGUCGAGUUCUUGUUUUACAGCAAAACCCGUUGGAUAUUCCAGCAGAAGAAACGGCCUUAGCAUUACUGGAGGCCUCAGAAUUCAAAAUGCAGCAACAAAACCUGCAAAGUCACCAGCUGAAGAAGAAUGGAAGAUCAAACGGCAGCUUCUACUCGGGAAAAGGGUAAGGAGUGUGGACGCUAAGGAAGCAUUUCGGCUUCAGAAAGAAAAUGACUUUGUGAUUCUUGACGUACAGCCAGAAGCAGAGUUCAAAGAGGCACAUCCUCCGGGUGCUAUUAACGUGCAAAUAUAUAGACUUAUAAAAGAGUGGACGGCGUGGGAUAUAGCUAGACGAGCUGCAUUCGCAUUUUUUGGCAUCUUUUCUGGAACAGAGGAGAAUCCUGAGUUUAUCCAAAGUGUUGAGUCAAAAAUAGAUAAGAGUGCAAAGAUAAUUGUUGCCUGCUCGGCCGGUGGAACGAUGAAGCCAUCACAAAAUUUCCCAGAAGGCCAACAGUCAAGGUCACUCAUAGCAGCUUACUUGCUGGUUCUCAAUGGUUAUACUAAUGUCUAUCACUUAGAAGGAGGACUUCACAACUGGUUUAAAGAAGACCUUCCAUCAGAAUCUGAAGAAUGA